This is a messenger RNA of Lacerta agilis (Sand lizard), 1789 nucleotides long. RefSeq names its product Wnt family member 3A (gene WNT3A). Gene Ontology annotation, cellular component: extracellular region. The record is from RefSeq and is a predicted model, not a curated record. Bases 45 to 1103 code for a protein of 352 amino acids. Gene Ontology annotation, molecular function: frizzled binding; cytokine activity. Gene Ontology annotation, biological process: neuron differentiation; canonical Wnt signaling pathway; cell fate commitment. The transcript is spliced from 4 exons. Lineage: Eukaryota; Metazoa; Chordata; Lepidosauria; Squamata; Lacertidae.
AUUAAAAGGUGUGUGGUUUUUUUUGCCAACUUUUGGGGAGCGAGAUGGCCCUUUUGGGAUAUUUCCUGUUUCUGUGUGGGUUGACCCAAGGUCUCUCAAGCUAUCCCAUCUGGUGGUCCUUGGCCAUUGGCCACCAAUAUUCCUCCUUGGGAACUCAGCCCAUCCUUUGCGGCAGCAUCCCUGGCUUGGUGCCCAAGCAACUACGGUUCUGUCGGAACUAUGUGGAGAUCAUGCCCAGCGUAGCCGAAGGGGUGAAAAUCGGCAUCCAGGAAUGCCAGCACCAGUUUCGCGGCAGGAGGUGGAACUGCACCACUGUAAACGACAGCUUGGCUAUCUUUGGACCGGUGUUGGAUAAAGCCACCAGAGAGUCAGCCUUCGUUCAUGCUAUUGCCUCUGCUGGUGUGGCUUUUGCAGUGACCAGAUCCUGUGCGGAAGGAUCGGCCACCAUCUGUGGCUGCGACACACGGCACAAGGGUCCUCCGGGAGAAGGCUGGAAAUGGGGAGGCUGCAGCGAGGAUGUGGAGUUUGGGAGCAUGGUGUCUCGGGAGUUUGCGGAUGCACGAGAGAACAGGCCAGAUGCUCGGUCGGCCAUGAACAGACACAAUAAUGAAGCUGGAAGGACGUCCAUUAUUGACCACAUGCACCUCAAAUGCAAGUGUCACGGAUUGUCUGGCAGCUGUGAGGUAAAGACCUGUUGGUGGUCCCAGCCUGACUUCCGGGUUAUUGGUGACUACCUCAAGGACAAAUAUGACAGCGCUUCAGAAAUGGUGGUGGAGAAGCACAGGGAGUCCCGCGGCUGGGUGGAGACACUGCGGCCCAAAUAUAACUUCUUCAAAGCACCGACCGAGAGGGAUUUGGUCUAUUACGAGAACUCGCCCAACUUCUGCGAGCCAAACCCUGAGACUGGCUCCUUUGGCACCCGCGACAGGAUCUGCAACGUCACUUCCCAUGGGAUUGAUGGUUGCGACCUCUUGUGCUGCGGGCGAGGACACAACACACGGACUGAGAAGAGGAAGGAGAAGUGCCAUUGUAUCUUCCACUGGUGCUGCUACGUCAGCUGUCAGGAGUGCAUACGGGUCUAUGAUGUCCACACGUGCAAGUAAGAUGGGAUGGCCACGGAAAAAGAAUCAAAGAUUACUUUUUUUUCUAUAGGAGAAAGUUGACUUCUUGAGAUACACACACACACACACACACGCAGAAGCUAGCAUUGGUUGGCUAGAAUAUGUAUCAUUUCUUCUCAACCAUCACAUCUGGAUGUUAACCUUGCAAUUCCUGACAAACCGAGAUGCCAGCCAACCAGCUGUUUUUGACCUUUCGCCCCGCAGGAGACCGGUUUCUUUAACUAGUCAAGAACAUAGAGCUGGAUAGCGGAUGGCGAGCAGGUUUCCCAGAAGGUUCUGGAGUCUCUGCUCUUUCCUUUCAACUCACAUGACAAAACUCGUGCUAUUAAGUGUCCUUUGAAUGUUGUGCGUCUUCCUGAAACAUGGCCUAUUUGUGCAUUAUGAGCAUGGAAGAAGCUUCUAGCGCAAUGACUCUUGAUGUUCCAGCCCAGCCUGUAGCUAAGUUUCUAUGUAUAGAAUUAACAACAGGUGGUGUGUUGUUUGUUUUUUUAAAGGCCCUUGUUCAACCUCUCACAAGAACUGGAGGAACUUGCAAAUGACUCUUCGCUCUGUGGAACUGCCAAACUCUUUGUAAUAUAUUCAAAUCCUGAAUGGAUUGACGAUUCAGACAAUGCUUCUACUAUGGGAGAAGGAAACAGGAAGUGAGGUGGCACGUGUGUUAUGCUUGU